UGGUAAAACGCCCAUCCCAGUCCCUCUCCCCGAGUUCUCCAUCUCAAGAGGCACAAACAAGAGCAAGCUCGGUGUCCAGCAGCCCCACGCCGAACUAUCCCACAGAGAGGAGCUCAGCCCCAAGCCCCGGAGGCCCGGGCAGGCCGCCUCCGAAGGAGCCCCCGCAGACGCCAUACUAAAAGCCAAAAUGGCUGCCCCUAGGAAGCCCGCACCGCGCAGCUAGUGAGGCUUGGGGAACAAGCUUCUGCGGGAAAGGGGAAGGAGGACUCUAGGAAGCGCCGUGGCCAGGUCCAACGCGCCCCGAGCCACACAGGUUCUAGUUACAGCCGCCCCUUGCCAUAAAUUUUGACCUAUAUUUGGAAAAAUACUGGCCAGGAAAAAAAAAAUGAUAAAAUUUUUCCUCAUGGUGAAUAAACAAGGGCAGACCCGACUUUCUAAGUACUAUGAACAUGUGGAGAUUAAUAAGCGCACACUUCUGGAAACAGAAGUCAUAAAGAGCUGUCUCUCUCGAUCCAAUGAACAAUGCUCUUUCAUUGAAUUCAAGGAUUUUAAGCUGGUGUAUCGGCAGUAUGCAGCUCUCUUCAUCGUGGUUGGGGUUAAUGACACAGAGAAUGAAAUGGCGAUUUAUGAAUUCAUCCAUAACUUUGUAGAAGUUUUAGAUGAGUACUUCAGCCGAGUGAGUGAAUUAGAUAUAAUGUUUAAUUUGGAUAAAGUACACAUCAUUUUGGAUGAGAUGGUGUUAAAUGGCUGCAUUGUGGAAACGAAUCGGGCAAGAAUUCUCGCCCCUCUGCUGAUUCUUGAUAAGAUGUCAGAAAGCUGAAAAGUGGCUCUGCCAAGCAACAUCGACAUAGGAAAUGAGAACAUGGUAAUAUACCUCUCAACAUCUACAGCCCAAAAGAAUCUGGAAGAGCACACAUUGCAAAAUGGGGUAUUCUCCCAAAGACAUUUUAAACAGGUGUUUUUCACAUCUAAAUGGAAAACAAAACUGUAUUUUAUAAAAUGAUCUACAAAGAAAAAUCUCUGAGAAAGACAAGUUUUAUUUUUUAACCAUAAGCAUUUUUUUCCCCACUUGUUUUGAUUUUCUUAAAAUUUUU
Rhinolophus ferrumequinum (greater horseshoe bat) is the source of this 1094-nucleotide messenger RNA. It is a transcript of the gene AP4S1, whose product is annotated as adaptor related protein complex 4 subunit sigma 1. Gene Ontology annotation, biological process: protein transport; vesicle-mediated transport. Gene Ontology annotation, cellular component: intracellular membrane-bounded organelle. NCBI's taxonomy places the organism in Eukaryota, Metazoa, Chordata, Mammalia, Chiroptera, Rhinolophidae. The transcript has 6 exons. The coding region runs from base 386 to 820 and encodes 144 amino acids. The record is from RefSeq and is a predicted model, not a curated record.